This is a messenger RNA of Biomphalaria glabrata, 5540 nucleotides long. RefSeq lists its product as uncharacterized. The transcript is spliced from 3 exons. The record is from RefSeq and is a predicted model, not a curated record. Lineage: Eukaryota; Metazoa; Mollusca; Gastropoda; Planorbidae. The coding region runs from base 669 to 3017 and encodes 782 amino acids.
AAGGGGGGGGGGGGAAGGGAGGGAAGGAACUAACAGAAGCAUCAUUUGAUAAACUAAAUUAUUUCACUCAUCAAGAAGAACAACCAAGCUGAAGAUUACUUGAAAACACAUCAACUCAGUGUUUCGUCCAUACGUUUUUCAACUUCAUUCGGAACCAUGGAUUUAUUGAGCAGGUGCCAUUCCUAUCCACUAGUUCUAGAACGUGAUGAAAAGACGCUUACGUCACAUUAAGUUCAGACCGAACAAUUUCUUCUAUUUGAAAAGGAACACACGUUUUUAACAAGUGCAAGAUAUUUUUUAAAAAAUGUAAACAAACAUUUUUUACAGGACAUCUUUGCCAGAAAUUAUCAGGAAAAUGGUCAUGGUGUGAAUAAGUGAAUAGCCUUGUUGUGUCCCCACACUGUAAGACUUGUUAGUUCUGUAACUGCCUGCUCAUUACAAGUAUCACAUCACGUGCUGUUCUGAAGAGGUCUUUCAUUCAGUGUCCUCACUGACCUGAUUCUUGUCAUGAACUAAUUAGCUGCUAAUGUUUUUAAGGAGUGUGUUUAUGUUCCAUACCUUUUUUUUUUUUUGGAUUGACAUCAAGAAAUUAUUCUUCUGAAGUUUCCACCCAUCUUUUUGUUCGGGGCAAGCCGAAGUCAAAUUAAAAACUUCAACUCGAUUUCAAAAUGGUGGAGCGGACGAUAGCGGCGGUUUGUUUCUCCUUCUGGACACUGUCCACUCUGGUUUAUGGCCUGGGCAGCAACUUGGACCUAGAGCAGAACUGUAUACUAAGUUUUAUAGUCCCUAGAGAUAAGAUGAAGUCUUCAUGUGAACUGGAUGAGAAGGUCAAUCGGCGGAUCAACGCGAUAGAAAUGAAAGUAAAUAUCUACAAACAGGAGGUGGCCGACCUGAAGCUUCAGCUUGAAAAAGAGAGGCAGCUCAACGCAGAGAAGAUUGAGAAGCUGAGUAGAGCCUUGAAAGAAGACUCGGAAGAGGAUGAGUUCAGUAGUCGACUGGAGAAGCGACUAGCCAUGCUGGAGAAGGCCUUUGAUCAGCUGCCAGAAGACAUGACGCUCUCUAUCGGCAGUAAAACAAAACGUUUGGACGACAAAGCAGCUCCGGAACACUUGGAAAGCAGUCAGCUGACGUCAAGCUCCGUGAUAAGAACGCUGAUACAGACUGAACUGAAUGGCAAGUUUGAAAAUUAUACCAAAAGGCUGGAGACGUAUGUUAAAGAGCAAGUGCUUUUCUAUAACCAGCUUUUCAGGAUGCUGCCUACAAAGAACUCAGAUGUGUCAACUCAAAAAACUCAGCCAGCGUCCACGACCACCGCUACUACACCAACUGGAAAAAAUAAAGCAAACAGCGAAAUCCUGGAAAAAAUUAUGGAUGUAACUUCCCUUGAGACAUUGUCUCAGACGCUGUUUUUCUCGAGUGGUGCGACAACCUUUAGUCAUUCAGGUAUCACUACUUCCAGUCCGCUGCACAAGCUGGAAGGCAAUACCACAAAGCCAAUCGUUGAGCCAGAGUCUGUGAUAACAAAUUCAAACGUAACAUCUGGAAUAGUUCUUGUCGAUAACGUUUCCGAAGCAAACGAUACUUUUAGCCAGACCAUCGAGAAGCCUCACGAAUCAAAGACGACAGAUGCGGUGAGAAAAGACAUUAACAGUGACAUAUCCGCCGCCAGGAUCGGCGCCAAGUCUAAUGAAAGUGACAAGGCAAACGUGACAGACUCUUCCAAACCAAACACUGAAGACAACGAGGUGGAAGAAGACAAAGCGUGGAAGGAGAACAUGAUCCGCGAUCAGCACAACAAGCAGACUGACUCGGACAGACUCCGAAACGAGAUCACUGCCAUGUUGUAUACCCCGUUGGCGGAGGUUUUCAGCGUUAUUGACAAAAAAGCUGCUGCCAUUGAAGAGAAGAUCAAACUGCAAGAAGAAAAAAACCAGCAGGUUGUCAAAGAUCUCCAAGCCAAGUUAAAAGAAAUUGACGACGGUACGAAAUCUGCAAUCUCUCAAGUAGAAUCGUUAUCUCAGGGAUUCAAAGACUCUUUCCUUAAAAUGGACAAACUAAAUCCUUUGGAGACUCUUGUCAAUGAAAUAAAGAAAAACCUCAGCGCGGAUCCAUUGUCCAAGGUGGAGCUCGACGAGCAAGGCAAGAAGAUUAAAAAGCUUGAAAGACUCGUUCUCGUUUACCAGCAGUCGUUGGAGCACUACAGGAACGAGAGCAGGCAAGAGUAUAGGGAGGUACGCGAAGUUAUAGACAAAAACGCGACCAGCAUCAAAUCUUACUGCAAGUCCGCCCAGGAGAACGUCACCUCGGCCGUCAAUAUCCUGAUCAACAAGCUCAACAACACCUACCGCGACAAGCUCAAAGAGAUUUACGAUCAGAUCCGGGUCAACGAGGAUAAUGUGCUGCUCCUUCAGAUCGACUUGUCCAGCUUCGAGAGGAACAUGAAAAACAAGCUGAAAAACGAUAAGGAGAUAGAUGAAGUCCAGGGCGCUGUCAACGAGCUGGCCAGCAAGCACAGAGACUUCAGGAAGAAGCUGGAUAGUCUGGAGAGCCAGCAGUUCAACCUAAUCCACAGCAUCAACAGCACUGCUAAGGAGGUAAUGGAGCUGAAGACUGAAAUUAAACUAAACGUUCUGGACGCGUGGCUUCCCUUGAAUUUCGAGUACGACUCUUCCAAGACGGAGUGCCACGGUGAGCAGUACGUGAAGAAACUCAAAUUCCACCACGCCAAGUUGGUGGGCGUGGUACUGUGCUCCCCGACACGAUACAAAAUAUUUCUGUCCAACUCACUGCACUCCAAAUUUUUGAACGUCGGAGACCUUUAUGGUCUAGGGGAAGACCACUGCGAGUUCGUUGGAGCUAUGGCCAAAUCACAAGUGAAACUGAGUCCAUUCAGGGGGACGACUUAUUUUACACAGGGUUUUGCUCGGAGUGAGUGGGGCGAGGAGCCCGUGCUGGCCACUCUCAGCACACUCAAGCCUUCACCAGACUGGUACGAGUGCGGCUUGACCAUCCCUUAACAUCCAACACCAAGCGAACAGACGGGGAGAAGGAAAAAAAAGGCUGUCUCCGGUGGAACAGAACUGAACAAACCGCCAUAUUUCAACUUUGUUCGUCUGGAACUUUAUAUGCUAAGCGUACGCCUACAAUAUGGGACAAACUAAUAACAAAAUAACAACAACCCUGUUAAAAGAACGUGCGUAGGAAAAGGAUGCGCAUUUUUUUUUCUUUUGUUUUCGUGUCGUUUAAGGGGAUUACAAAUAAGUGAUACAUUUUGUAUUGUUUAUUAAUACAAACAAAACAGAAUCCAGUGGACAUUUUUAAGCGCAGACGUCAACUUCUCAUUUGAAUGAGACAAAUGAUGUCACGUCAAGAGUUUCAUUUCACAACGUACAAAUAAAAAAAAACAAACACUUCCAAACAUAGGCCACUUCAGAUGAUCAUAUGCUCAAAUGAUAUUAUAAGAACACGAAAUUAUAAUAAACUUUCAAAUGAAUGAAAUAUUUGAAGUAAAAGAAUCGUUUUGAACGCAAUGGUUACAAUGCAGAAACAAAAAAAGGUAAACUGAUUAUACUGAAAGACCUAUUAAAGAAAAUCUGGUGGGGGUUAUCUGUGCGCGUGUGUUUAGUUGGUUAAUUUCAUCGAUGUACAAUGGACGUCAGCGUGACAGAUAAAAUAAACCCAAUAUGGGGGAGAAAGGGGGGAGGGAGAGGAAAAAACAACCGAAAAUAAAUAUCUUUAAAAAAAAUGAACCCACUGUGUUUGCUUCCCUUUGCAAAAUUAAAGUUGCCAACUAGACAGAUUUUUCACUGACAACUCAAGUGGGUGAAGGAAUUCACUGCCUUAAAAAUAAUGAUGAGGGUUAACUUUUUUUAUGUAUAUUAAUCUAUAACAAUUCUAAUUAAUUGGAGAUAUGCCAAGAUAAGAAAACCAACAGUUUGAAAGUAUGGAAUGAUAAUAUAAGCCUAUGUAACUUUUUCGUUUUAUAAAUGCAAAAUUUACUUUUUUCAAACCAAAUGAGUGUCAAGGGGAGCGGGGAGAGACUGAUUUAAGACAAAAGCAAUAUUUAUGUAUGAAUGUGUACUGUUUAGUUGUUGUUUCAUGUUUGUUUGGGAAUGUAUAAAUAUGGCAUAGGUGCUGGAAGACAGAUCUGAUCAAUGCUAUUUGUACUGCCUGCAUUACUUAGUUCAGUCUCUUAGUAUAGGAAAGAUUAUGCCCCUUUAAAAAAAAAAUGUUUCUAUUUUGUUUAGCAGCUGGAAAAAAAAAUUUUGCCCUAAAUAAAUGCUAGGAUUAAUAUUCUUUUUUUAAAAAAUCUUUUAGACUGAGAGUCAAAGACUUCACCAAUGCAUAUCUUACUCUUAAUUCAACCAAAAAUAAAAAAUCAAAGAAGAAAACCUUUUUUUUAAACAUUUGAAUUAGCUGGUUGGAGAAUAAAUUCAUGACUGGCAGAGUGUUAUAUGGAAGCUAAGCAUAAUGUCAAAUGUCUUUUUUUUUUUCCUAAUUGUCGACUAUUUAAUGCCUCUCUGCUUUUCUCUUUUUUCAUUUGACCUCAAAUUCAAUCUUUAUAUCUAUUUUCACACACACCUUCCAUGCACACAAGGGCAUUAAGAACCCACAGGACAACAAUAAAGAUUUAUAUUGAAAUGAAUGAAUCUUAAAGAAUACAUCAACAUCACACAAAUAUAUAUAUAUAUAUAUAUAUAUAUAUAUAUAUAUAUAUAUAUAUAUAUAUAUAUAUAUAUAUAUAUAUAUAAUUGCAGUAUGGGAAGGUCUACAGAAAGUGAGAGAUGAGUCAUAAUAUAAAUGCCAUAUUGUCAUGAAAGAGGUUCAAUAAUAAACUGUACAUAAAAUUGUAAUAAAGAAAUGUUUUACAACAUAAUCUUCUAAUAUGUAUAAACUAGACCUAAAGCAUACAUUUUGUUUUUGUGUGUUUUUGUAAUCUAGGCCUUUUUUUGUUUGCACACACACAAACAAAAAAUAAUUCUGUAAUGAUAUGCAAAUGAGGUACUAUGUGUAAAGCCCAUUAUAUGGAAAGGAAAAAAAUCAAUGCUUCUUUCAAGCUAUAAUUAUAUGAUUAAGAAAAUCACUAAAGUAAACUGUUAAAUAUUUUAAUAAUUUUAUGGCAUCUGCACUUACUAUCAUUUGGUAUUAGUGUAUUUAUUGAAAUUGCGUAAUGUGCUAAUUUAUUUAGCAAUUGAAACAUUUUUUGACAUCAAAUUAUAAAAUAUAUUAGCUUUACAAGUGAGUGCAUAUCUGUUUUUUUAAUAUACUUAUAUAAAAUGUAAACAUUUAAAAUUUGAUUGGUAGUUAACAGGUUAAUUUAAAAACAUGUUACCAAACUAACAUCAAAAAAGUUUACAACUUUUAUUAAAAGACCCAUCCUCAAUAUGUUUUUAGCUAGUUGACUUACCAUUAUUUACUGACUUAUUUACACUUUGCAAUAUACUAUAAGACUGUUGUAAAAUUUAUUGUGAAUUUAAAAAAAAAUUACCUUUCAAAAGAAUUUCUUUUUUUUUUUUCAAUUAAAAAAUGAUGUGCCUUUU